Passer domesticus (house sparrow) is the source of this 1273-nucleotide messenger RNA. Its product is annotated as sulfotransferase 1 family member D1-like. The record is from RefSeq and is a predicted model, not a curated record. Bases 16 to 1149 code for a protein of 377 amino acids. Gene Ontology annotation, cellular component: cytoplasm. Gene Ontology annotation, molecular function: aryl sulfotransferase activity. The transcript has 7 exons. Lineage: Eukaryota; Metazoa; Chordata; Aves; Passeriformes; Passeridae. Gene Ontology annotation, biological process: sulfation.
AUGGCCUCAUAGUGCAUGGUCAGCAUUCACGUUACUGAAGUAUCCUACCAGGGAUCAGUGCAUACUCCCGUGGCACUGGCAAUACCUCUGCCACAUGUGAUUUGGGCUGGACUUUGCCUGAUGGGGCACUGCCCCAGGCACAGUCCUGGCACAGGAUCCAGUACUGCCCCAGGUACAGUCCUGGCACAGGUGCCAGCCAGUUCGGAGGUUGUGCAGGCUGCCAGCAGGGAAGACAGCCAGUGCUGUGUGGACCCACUGUCAGCCAUGGGGCUGGAAGAUGAAAUCAGGCAGGAGCUGGGAAGCCUCCAUGGCAUCCCCCUCUACAAGAGCUUCAUUGAGGGCUGGCCACAGGUGAAGGCUUUCCAAGCCCGUCCAGACGACCUGCUCAUCUCCACCUACCCCAAAUCGGGCACAACGUGGCUGAGUGAGAUCAUGGACAUGAUCUACCAUGAUGGUGAUGUGGAGAAGUGCCGGCGGGACGCCAUCUACAACCGCGUGCCCUUCCUGGAGUUGAAGGCCCCCGAGGAAAUGAGUGGCAUUGAGCAGCUGGAGAACACCCCAUCCCCGCGGCUGGUAAAGACCCAUCUCCCAGUCCAGCUUCUUCCGACCUCCUUCUGGGAGAAGGACUGCAAGAUUAUCUACAUGGCCCGCAACCCCAAGGAUGUUGCCAUCUCCUACUACUACUUCCACCAGAUGGCUAAGAUACACCAAGACCCUGGCACAAAGGCCGAGUUCUUGGAGAACUUCAUGGCUGGCAAAGUGCCCUAUGGAUCCUGGUACGACCACGUGCGUGGAUGGUGGGAGAAGAAGAAGGAGAAGAAGAUACUCUACCUCUUCUAUGAGGACAUGAAGAAGGACCCACGGCGGGAGAUACAGAAGAUCUUGCAGUUCCUGGGCAAGGAGUUGGCAGAGGGAACAGUGGAUAGGAUCCUGCACCACACUUCCUUCCAGGAGAUGAAGAAGAACCCUGCUGCCAACUAUGAGACCAUACUCCCCGCCUUGAUGGAUCACAGCAUCUCCCCCUUCCUCCGGAAAGGGACUGCUGGAGACUGGAAGAACCACUUCACUGUGGCCCAGAACGAGCGCUUCGACCAGCACUACCAGAAGCUCAUGGCAGGCUCUGACCUCCACUUCCAGAUGGAAGUGUGAGGGGCUCAUCUCCCUUCCCAGGAGGACUGUGCUUCCCCUUGCUUUCCCAGUGGGGAGGAUGGAUCCAGAUGGAGAUUCUUGCACUAAUUCACUGUUCCCCCUGCAAUAAAUUGUGAUAAAUGGA